AUGGCGACACAGAUAAUGCCGACCGCAGAGACCACGGAGGAGCAGCCGCAGGUGACGAUUGUCAAGCUGCCUGGCGGAAAGCCUGACCAGAAGCAUCACAAUGCGGAAAUUGAGAAGACCAAGGCUGAAAUUGACAAGGUCCGGCAAAAGCUGACGAAUGUACGCGCGGCGCUGAACGGCGAAGGGCUCGCUGAUAUGCCCGCGGGCAAGCGGCGUGCGGAGCUGCGCGCCGAGCUGGAUGGCCUUCGCUCGCAGCAGGCGGGUAGCAAAGGCUCGCGCGGCAAGGUGUUUGACGAAAUCAAGACGCUGCAGGAUGAGAUUGCGGCUAAGGUCAAGGCUUUGCAGGCAGCCAAAACCAAGGCGCCGUACAAGUCGACCUCGGAGCUUGAUGCGCAUGUUGCGCAGAUCGAGGCGCAGAUUGAGGCGGGCUCGAUGAAGAUUGUCGAGGAGCGCAAGGCGCUGAACGAAAUCUCGGCGCUAAAGCGCGCGCGAAAGCCUAUGGAGCAGCUCGGCGAGCAACAAGUGCAGAUUGACAAGCUGCGUACCCAGGCCGAGCAGCUGCGUGGCACGCUGAACGACCCCGAGAGCCAGGCAUUGAACAAGCGCUACGACGAGAUCAAGCAGGAGCUCGACGCGCUUAGCAAGGAGCAGGAGAAGACGGUAGGUAGCCGCAGCAAGCUGCUCGCCCGGCGCACUGCCUUGUCCAAGGAGCUGGACGACUUGCACCAGGCACGCCGCGAUCGGCUCACCGCUUACCACGCCGAGAACGACAAGUACUACGCAAAGAUGACUGCCGAGCGCGAGCGCCGUCAGGAUCAGUACAAGCGUGAGCGUGAGGAGGCUGAAAAGCUGAAGCAGGAUCACGAGGAGGUGCAGAUGCGUGAGGACGCGGCACUGCCUGCGUUUGCAAAGGAAAUUGAGGACUGCGAAGUGCUGAUCCGCUACUUUGGCGGCAACAUGGAGGCGCCCUCCGAUGCGCCUGUUGCACCUUUGCGCAGCGCCAAUAUCCCCGGCGUGGCUCAGCCGCGUACCACGGAGACAGAGGUGCCAGAAGGUGCAGUCAUUGUCAAGAAAGACGAGGAGGACUACUUUGCCGGUACGAAGAAGAAGGCUGGCAAAAACAAGAAGAACAAGGGUGCAAAGCAGAGCGAGGGUGCUGACGAGGCUGGCACGCUGCAAGUGCCGUUCGGCAUGCUCUCCGCGUUGCUCACGCUCAGCAUUCCGCCGCCAAUGAACCAUGCCGACUUGCCGCGUGUCGUGGACAAUGUAAGACUGAAGCGCGAGUACUUUGUCUCGAACCAGGAGCGCUUUACAAAGGAGAAUAUGGAGAAGGCCGAAAAGCGCAUUGCCGAGCUAAAGGCGAUGCGUGCGGCGUAG
Messenger RNA from Malassezia vespertilionis, 1377 nucleotides. RefSeq names its product multicopy suppressor of BFA (Brefeldin A) (gene BFR1). The transcript has 2 exons. Gene Ontology annotation, cellular component: endoplasmic reticulum; ribonucleoprotein complex; nuclear outer membrane-endoplasmic reticulum membrane network. NCBI's taxonomy places the organism in Eukaryota, Fungi, Basidiomycota, Malasseziomycetes, Malasseziales, Malasseziaceae. Gene Ontology annotation, biological process: intracellular mRNA localization. The record is from RefSeq and is a predicted model, not a curated record. Gene Ontology annotation, molecular function: mRNA binding. The coding region runs from base 1 to 1377 and encodes 458 amino acids.